AUUGGGGCACUGUGAUUACUGAACUUUGAUAUACAGUUGUCUCCUAUUUUAAGAAUGGUGAAUUCUGAGAAAGAAGCAGCUGGUGUGUUGAGCCACUUCUGAGGACUGAAAAUGCCAGCAGUUGAAAGUGAGGCAAAGGCAAGAACCAAAGUCCGAUUUGAAGAAAUCUUCAGACGCCAUGCUGGUCUAGCAGACACAAAGAAAUCAAAGAAAAAGAAGUUUCAAGAGAGUAUUGUGCUUGACACCUUUAGAAGUAAUAUUGAUCUAGCUAAGGAAAGCGUGAAUGAUGAAGCAAUUAUAAACAACACAUACAAUCCUGAAGAAGAGAGUCCCCGAUUUACAAAAAAUAAGCUGAGAGAGAAAGUCUCAAUUGCAGAGAAAAUAAACAAUGAUAUUGUUAGUGGAGAGGAGAACAAGCAACCAAAGUCUAACAAGAAGAAAAAGAAAUCACCAUUGCAAGAACAGUUUAAUGAGGAGGAAAAUUUAUAUGAAGCUAAAUUGGAGAGUUUUGAGAAAAAGAUCAAUGAUCUUCCAAAGAAGAAAACAAAAAGUAGAUCACAAACAGAUGUAUCUCAUCAAGAAGGUGAUAGAAAGAUUAAAAAUUCCUUGUCUGAAGCGAGAAAUAUAACUGAAUUAGAAGAGGAAGAAGAGCUAAUUCGAGCCUAUCAGCUGCAUGUGGCUGAGGAUGAGGCAAAAGCAAUUAAAAAGAAAAUAAGAAUGAAACUUAAAGAACAGAUGUCCGAAUUCACCUCCACUGUUCAAAGCUAUGAAGUGGUAUUGAACAAUGAAGUGGGCAAAAAGAAGAAAAAGAAGAAAGAAAUAGCAGUUUUAAGUGAAGCUGAAACAAGUGCAAUGUCCCUUUCUGAGCUACAACAUCCUCCAGCAGAAGAUGGCAAUGCAAAUCAGUCCUUGGAAAGACUAUUUACAUCAGAAGGACAGAAUCUGGAGGAAAGCAUGGAAAACCAGAAACCUAAAGCAAAGAAGUUUAAAAAAAAAAACAGAAAAGAAGAAAACACAGAACUUGCUGCAGAAAAAGGUGAAGCCAUGAAGAAUUCAGAAAUUUCAAUUCAGUCUAAAUUUUCUUUUGAUGAUGAUCUUGUGUUGGGAGUUUAUAUCCAUCGAUGUGAUCGACUUAAAAGUGAUCUCCUGGUGUCUCAUCCCAUGGUUAAAAUCCAUGUUGUUGAUCAGAGAAGUGGCUUAUAUGUCAAGAAGGAUCAUAGCAAGAGGAAAGAUUCAUCUUAUUCUGAACAAGAACAAAUAGAGCACGUUCUUCCGAUUUUGACACAACCAUAUGACUUCAGACAGUCUAAAUCAACGGUUCCAGAGUGGGAGGAGCAAGUAGUAUUUAAUGAGUGUUUUAGUUAUUUUAUUCAACAAACUGAAGAAAGCCCUCGGGUAAUCCUGUUUUUUGAGAUCCUUGAUUUUCUAAGGAUGGAUGAAGUGAGAGCCAGCUCUGAUACACAAAUUCAGGAAUGUGGUUUCCGAAAAAUUUGUUGGGCAUUUCUAAAGCUUGUAGGUGCAAAUGGAGUUCUAAACAUUGAUGGAAAAGUCCGUCUGCAAUUAUAUUACCCACCUCCAAGGACCAAGGCACAUUCGAAUGCUGUUGAGGUUUAUGACUGGUGGGCAAAAUGUCCUAGAAAUCGUUAUCCAUCAACUUUAUAUGUGACCGUAAGAGGCAUAAAACUGCCAGAUCAUGUUGCUCCUUCUUUCCGCUCUAUGAUAGCUGUUCAGCAGGAACAAAGUAGUGCAACUCUGUGUGAGCCCCAGGGAGAGGGAUCUAAAAAAUCAUGUGAACCUUUUCCUCAGGAGAAGGAGCCGUUUAAAUGGACAAGAUUGCCUGGACAGGCUUGCCGCAUACCGAACAAGCAUCUGUUUUCACUGCGAGGUGGAGAUGCAGGCUGUUUCUGUAUUCGUUUCUCUCAUGAUGGGAAAACACUGGCAGCAGCAUGUGCAGGAAGGAAUGGCUAUCCCAUUGUUUUGUACGAAAUUCCUUCUGGACAGUUCCUGAGAGAAUUUUAUGGUCAUCUUAACAUAGUGUAUGAUCUUUGUUGGUCAAAAGACAAUCAGUACCUUCUUACAGCAUCCUCUGAUGGCACUGUCAGAAUGUGGAAGAUAGAAACGCAGGCGGCAUCUGCAGUGAGAGUUUUCCCUCAUCCUUCAUUUGUUUACACUGCAAAGUACCACCCAAUUGCUGACUCGUUGGUUGUGACAGGAUGUUACGACUCAGUGAUUAGAAUCUGGAAUGCAAAUGUGAAAGAAAUUCAUGGGCAACUGCUACAGGAGCUUGAUGGUCACAAAAGUUUCAUCAACACACUUUGUUUUGAUUCAGAAGGGCUCCACAUGUUCUCAGGAGAUAGUUCAGGACUGAUAAUAGUUUGGGAUACAUCUGUCAAAGGAAGUUCCCACCACCUGUUUAAACACUGGAGGAUUAAUAAGGAAAUAAAAGAAAAUGAUAUUAAAGGAACACCAAUAAAUCAUUUGGAGGUGCAUCCAAAUGGAAGACGUUUAUUAAUCCAUGCCAGAGACAGUACCCUGAGAAUCAUGGAUCUCAGAAUCUUAGCUACAAAGAAAUACAUAGGUGCCACAAAUUAUAGAGAAAAGAUUCACAGCACCAUAACACCAUGUGGUACGUUCCUGUUUUCUGGAAGUGAAGAUGGAAAGGCUUAUGUUUGGAAUCCAGAAACAGGAGACCAGGUGGCCAUAUAUUCUGAACUCUCCUACACAUCUCCACUUCGUGAUGUUGCCUUUCAUCCACAUGAACACAUGGUGUCAUUUUGUGCCUUUGGUCAAAACCAGCCAAUACUUGUAUACAUUUAUGAUUAUAAAGUUGCACAACAGGAAGCUGAACUCGUAAGAGAUCUCACUUCAUCACUUACCACAGCUGCACCAAGAGGGCCACAGUUCUUCAGCAGUUUUUCUGAAAUUCCUGUACAAAGAAAUUCAGUGAUGUCUCCAGCAGAUCAGUUUGCCAGUGUUGCAAAAACAUCAAUGAGAAUGCAGAAGGUCAAACAAAAACUUGAUUCUGUUACAGAGAGCUCAAAUCUCUUGCUUCCUGCACCAUCAUCGCUGUCACCACACUCCAAGCUAAGACUGCCAGGCACUCUCAGCACUCCACUGAAUCCUCUGUAUUCUUUUACUACUAAAAGUGGGUGUUUCAGCCCAGUAGGAAAUCCUCUUAGCCGAACACUAUUGGGUAGACUACAGACGAAUGAUGACUGCCUGACUGCACUGGGGGUGAGAGGAGGAAGCGGUUGUCCACUCAGGCAAGAGACAGUAGUGGCUCUUUAUGACUACACAGCGCAUCGAUCAGAUGAGCUAACCAUCCAUCGCAGUGACAUUAUCCAAGUGUUAUACAAAGAUAAUGAUAACUGGUGGUUUGGCAGCCUAGCAAAUGGACAGCAAGGCUAUUUUCCAGCUAAUUAUGUGGCUGGUGAAAAAGAAUAUGAAGAACAACCUUCAGGAUUAGUACCGGAUUUUGCUCCUCUCCUACCUGAAGGACCAAGAGAAGCAGAGGAAGAUUCUCCAACACUACAUAAGAUGUCACCAGUCAUCAGUAAGUCAAGGGACCUAAAAUUUAGCUCAGAGCGUGACACAGAUAGAGGCUCACCUGCAACACAGUAUCUGUCAUCUAAGCAAAGUUAUUUCACUGAUCGUUUUCCAGACUGGUCCCUUCCCCAUAUAAAUAAUCUGUGCAUAUGCAGUGUAGAUGCGGAUACAUACCUAAUUUUAACUUAUCUUUAAGUCUUAAUUUUCUGUCUCCAGCUGUAUCUAGAUUUGAAAAUAAAUUGUGAAUGAAAAGUUUAACCCUCAGAUAUAAUGAAGAGUGGACUGUAUAACUACACGUGACAGAAUUCAACAUUGAAUUUGGGGCAUAAUUAUUUUGAUAGGAUGUACAUUAAGGAAGGAAAUGCCUUAAAAGCACAGUUACUGUAAUGGUUGAUGCAGUCUGUUAGAAGCCAGUAUCAAAAAUUCGGUAUAACUCAAUUCCAUUAGUAGAACUCAGGGCAUCCACUGAAGAAUGUGGGACCAGAGAUUUAAAAUGUGAAAUCACAAAUUAUUUAAUCAAAUUGAAGAGUUUGAAACAUUUUAAUGAAAACUAAGGCUGUCCUGAGAAGAGGUCACAUUGAAGUGUCAUGCUGAAGAAGCAGAGCCUCAAACCUGCUUCAGUUACUUUUGAGAACGGUGGGAGAAGACACCUACACGCCUGUGUCACUGGAGUGUGCUCCUUCCACCUGAACUACAGGGAGCAGGAGCAUCAUGGAGAUACCUCUGAAGUCUGAAGUCAUGCCUCAUGUCGUUGCUGUCCCAUCUGGGCAAAGAGCAGUGUUACAGAGCCUCACUCACAAGCUUUCAGGGUACUGAGCUGUUUAUACCUGAUGAUUAGUGAGGGAGAGUGAAAGAUGCCAUGAGGUAGCAUCCGAUGCUGUACCUUGUCAGAGAGAACUAAUUUGAAAGGGAGCAAGGUAGACAUGUCAGUUCUACACAGUGCUCUAUUUUCCUUCCAUGUACAGGACAUUCUAGGCUUUAUUAUGUUUUUGAUGCAUUUUUCCCCAGUGCUUGUGUUUUGUCUGAUGUGGAUGUGUCACUGCAUGUUUUAAGAUCAGAAUACAAAUCUGAGUAAUGGCUCUUCCUGAUCUAAAACUUGAAUCUGAAAGUAUGUACUUUGCAAGCUUUUCCAUGAACUAGAACAUAAUGAAAUGCGAUGCACUUGUUUUUGUAAUUACAGCAAUGACUGCACAUACCAAGGUUUUUUUGGAAGAGACUACAAGUUUUUGCCUUAUUUUGAGAGCCAGAAGAGAGAAGGAUCUUCUGGCAUUUCUGUUGAUACUAGUUUGAAAGACUGUUCUAUAUUUCUGUUCAUAGGCUAUCUUUAUAGUACAGAUUAGAUAAAUAAAUAAAACAUCUCAGAAACAUGGCUGCAUCUUUCUCAUGAAAACUGACUUCUUUGUACCUAAAACCAUGAUCUGCAGGGACUGUGACACAACUCUAGUUUUCUUGUUCACUGCAGUUGAUGUAUCCUGAAAUAUCCUUAAAAACUGACAUGCACGCAAGUGUUGUGAUCUUAACUGGAAACGUUUCCUAUUUUAGCACCUAAAAGCAGUAUCAACAGGACUUGAGAUCCAGUCCAAUCUAUAUUUAAAUAGUUGCUCCACCUAAAAAAUUGUUAUCUUCCUGUUUUCUGUGAAAAUACACUUAAUAUCUGUGCCACAUGGUAGUAUAUGGUAGGAAUUACACAGUAAAUAAACUCUGUAAGAAUCAAGUGAGAUGUGAUUACCAAGUAGGCACUUUCACUAUGGAGAAAUGAAACUGUUAGCACCUGCACAACUCACUGUACCUUUCUUUGAGCCUCCAGAUGAAUGGUUGCUGUUUUGCCUGCUAGAACAAUAUUCAUUAUGGCCACAAUACCAGCUGUAAAAGAAAGUGAAUGGCAAACCCUUGUGACAUGUCUUUCAGAAUUUCUAGAUGGAAAAUAUGCUUUUGCAAUAUGAAAACAAAUUUUAUCCAAGAUGUUAGUAGAUUUUUAUCUUAGCCAAGCAGUUAACCUAUCUUCUGCAGACUCUAGAAGAAACAGAGAAAUGUUCACAUAACAGAUGCUAAGUGAACUAAGGUUUUUAUCUAGGUACCUCAAACAUUUGAGACAGCAUCACAUCUGAUGCUCAAAUAAAAAAAAGAUGAAAACUACUAAUCAGAAUGUGAGUAGCUUUAUACUGAAAAUCUGCAUACCAUCCUCACCCUUCGAAUAUUAAUGAUUAGAUACUAUUUGUCAGUACAGACAUCUCCUCAGAUAUAUUCCCAUUGUACAGUUUUGUUGAGCUACACUAGGUAGUGCUCUCUACAUAAAUUUAAGUGAUUACACGUGAGACCCAGCUGAGCACUCAGUUUGGUAGAUUGGUACUUAUAUUACUGAUGAAAUAUGAUUUAGUAGCCUGGUUUCCCCGUGCAGCAGUACUUCUCAAAUUGUUCCAGGAAUUCUAAUGCAGAGGGUCUUAAACUCCAGAACUUUUUCUUGGGAUGUUCAAGUAUUAGAGGUGCAGCAGUUCAUGUAUUCAACUAAGCUUAAAAAAAUUGAAAACCAUAUAGUUAUCAGUCCAUUAGCAAGGCUGAUGUGUAAACUUUUUCAUCUAUAAAAUAUGAUUACAUUAGGACAGUAUCACCAACAGUAAUGCUCUUGCCAGGACCCUUUUUGGGGAAACUGCACACAUCUCAUUACAUUCUCUAGUCUUGAAUCAUCAACUUGCUUAUGUCUUUCAGCAGUGCUCAGGAUCACAAACCAAGACUUCUUUGUGCUAGUCACAAUACAUAUUUUGAACAUAUUUAUAGUUACAUAAAGUUUUACAUAUUUAUAGUUAAAGAAAGUUGCUUCUGCCUGGAGUGGGAAUUUGUGGUGGAAGUGGUGUAACAUCUGCAUAAUCCCUGGCAUCAUCUGCAAGACCACUCUUGUUAAAAGCACUGACUGGGAAAGAUUCAGGAGCUUGAAUGAUGCUUUUGGCAUUGUAUUAACUCUGAUAAGCAUAAAUGGACGUUAAAGUGAUUUCUGAUUCUGUAAAUCUGUCGUAGCUCAGAUAAAUUAAAAUGGAAACUUUGCCUGCAUGUCUUAUUCUUGUUGAAUAAAUAACCCAGGAAUCUCUCUUAAAUUGCAAGUAUUUUGGUGUUUGAGCUUAGGAAAGAAAAAGAGUGAAAUAGCUUUUAUGAGAGCAGGAGACUGGUAACUUGUAUUUUUUUAAUUGCAUCUGUUGACUAUUGAUCAGGACUGCUGAUUUUUAAGAUCACAAGCAGUGCUAUGAUAUGUUAAAAAGCAGACUAGUGGAGUGGUCUCCUCUUUUGUCUUCAUAGUUUUUCUGUCUUUGUUCUGCUGUGGAAUGGUAGUUUCUGUAGCUGUUUCAGUAUUGUAUUCAAGGGGGACAGGCAGACAAUUGCUCUAACACAUCAGCUGUGCGUGGAAAAAGCUCUAAAUUUGGACUAACUUUGUGUUUCUUU
Molecule: messenger RNA, 6978 nt
Organism: Athene cunicularia (burrowing owl)
Lineage: Eukaryota; Metazoa; Chordata; Aves; Strigiformes; Strigidae
Gene: AHI1
Product: Abelson helper integration site 1
Exons: 25
Coding region: 112-3741 (1209 amino acids)
Biological process (GO): motile cilium assembly
Cellular component (GO): ciliary basal body
Molecular function (GO): protein binding
Source: RefSeq, a predicted model, not a curated record